Messenger RNA from Tachyglossus aculeatus (Australian echidna), 5457 nucleotides. It is a transcript of the gene DCLK2, whose product is annotated as doublecortin like kinase 2. The coding region runs from base 25 to 2376 and encodes 783 amino acids. Gene Ontology annotation, biological process: intracellular signal transduction; protein phosphorylation. Gene Ontology annotation, molecular function: protein kinase activity; ATP binding. Lineage: Eukaryota; Metazoa; Chordata; Mammalia; Monotremata; Tachyglossidae. The record is from RefSeq and is a predicted model, not a curated record. The transcript is spliced from 17 exons.
GGGGUGUCUCCCGGGGCCGGGUGGAUGGCGAGCACGCGGAGCAUCGAGCUGGAGCAUUUUCAGGAGCGGGACAAAAGGGCGCGGGCGGGGGGCCGGCGCGGGUCCCCGGGGGGCUCGGGCCCCUCGGGGGGCUCCGUCGCCAAGGGCAACGGGCUGGUACCCAGCCCCGCGCACAGCGCGCACUGCAGCUUCUACCGCACCCGGACCCUCCAGGCCCUGAGCUCCGAGAAGAAGGCCAAGAGGGCCCGCUUCUACCGGAACGGCGACCGCUACUUCAAGGGCUUGGUGUACGCCAUCUCCGCCGACCGCUUUCGCUCCCUGGACGCGCUGCUGAUGGAGCUGACCCGGGCCCUGGCGGACAACGUGCACCUGCCGCAGGGGGUCCGCGCCAUCUACACCCUGGACGGCAGCCGGAGGCUGGCCGCCUUGGACGAGCUGCGGGAAGGUGAAAGUUACGUGUGUGCAUCCAAUGAGCCUUUUCGCAAAGUUGAUUACACCAAGAAUGUUAAUCCCAACUGGUCUGUGAACAUCAAGGCUGGAUCCACCCGAUCCUUGACUUCUUUGACCGCUACGAAAAGUGAAGUGAAGGAAAGCAAAGAUUUUAUCAAGCCAAAACUGGUGACUGUGAUUCGGAGUGGAGUGAAGCCUCGGAAAGCCGUGAGAAUCCUUCUAAAUAAGAAGACAGCCCAUUCUUUUGAACAAGUCUUGACUGACAUCACUGAAGCAAUUAAGUUGGACUCGGGCGUUGUCAAGAGGCUCUGCACCCUGGAUGGGAAGCAGGUCACUUGUCUGCAGGACUUUUUUGGUGAUGACGAUGUCUUCAUUGCAUGUGGACCUGAAAAAUUCCGCUAUGCCCAAGAUGACUUUGUCCUGGAUCACAGUGAAUGCCGUGUCUUGAAGCCUUCAUAUUCUCGUUCCCCUGGUGCUCGAAGGCAUUCUGGAUCCAAAAGCCCUGGACCUUCUCGUCGCAGCAAAUCACCUGUAUCAGUAAAGAGGGGUGGCCACUACUACAGUGCACAUUCUACUGCCAAAUCCCCAGUUAAUGGAACUCCCAGCAGCCAGCUUUCAACUCCCAAAUCCACAAAAUCUUCCAGUUCCUCACCAACCAGUCCAGGAAGUUUCCGAGGACUCAAGAUUCCUCCCCCCUGUGGGUCGUCUUCCACUGUGAAUGGUGGGCCUGAACCAUAUCCUUGCCUGAGUCCUGAAGGUGUGAAUGGAAACAAGUGCUUAGGAUCAUCAACUAUACUUGAGAAAUACAAAAUCGGGAAGGUGAUUGGUGAUGGCAAUUUUGCUGUAGUGAAGGAGUGCAUAGAACGGUCCACUGGAAAAGAAUUUGCCUUGAAAAUUAUAGACAAGGCCAAAUGUUGUGGGAAGGAGCACCUGAUUGAGAAUGAAGUGUCAAUACUACGACAAGUGAAACACCCAAACAUCAUCAUGCUAAUCGAGGAAAUGGAUACUUCCACUGAGCUGUAUUUGGUGAUGGAAUUAGUCAAGGGAGGAGAUCUUUUUGAUGCAAUCACCUCUUCAACCAAGUACACUGAGAGAGAUGGCAGUGCGAUGGUCUACAACUUAGUCAGUGCCCUGAAAUACCUCCACAGCCUCAAUAUCGUACAUCGAGAUAUCAAGCCUGAGAAUCUCCUGGUAUGUGAAUAUCCUGAUGGAACCAAGUCUUUGAAACUGGGAGAUUUUGGGCUGGCUACUGUGGUCGAAGGGCCUUUAUACACAGUCUGUGGUACACCUACUUAUGUGGCACCCGAAAUUAUUGCUGAGACUGGCUAUGGUUUGAAGGUGGACAUUUGGGCAGCUGGUGUCAUCACAUACAUCCUACUAUGUGGAUUCCCUCCAUUCCGCAGCGAGAACAAUCUUCAAGAAGAUCUCUUUGACCAGAUCCUUGCUGGAAAGCUGGAAUUUCCUGCCCCUUACUGGGAUAACAUCAGUGAUUCAGCAAAGGAAUUAAUCAGCCACAUGCUACAGGUAAAUGUCGACGCUCGAUAUACAGCAGGGCAGAUCCUGAGUCAUCCCUGGGUUUCAGAUGAUGCUUCUGAGGAGAAUAAUAUGCAGGCAGAAGUAACAGGUAAACUAAAGCAGCACUUCAGCCAUGCCCUGCCCAAACAGAACAGCACUACCACUGGGGUCUCUGUUAUCAUGAACACGGCUCUAGAUAAAGAGGGGCAGAUUUUCAGCAGCAGGCACUGUCAAGAAGCUGACCUACUUGGCUUGGAGCAAACCCUCCACAGUCCCGCUGCCGCUGAAGAUCUUCCAGGGCCUGAACCUGCAGCCCCCACCCCUGUUUCACCUGAGCCCUGCCAGGGCCCCAGCUCUCCUGCUCUGGCAAGCUCCGAACGGGCCGGGGAGUGGCGCCGGCUGCGGGACUGACUGGUUGUGAAGUGGACCCAACCCCUGCCCUCUGCAGUAUCAGAAACACAAUUUUUUCCCUUGCCUCCUCCCCGGCCCCCUUCAGGGACGGAGGCUCUCGUCAUUCCCUGGGGCAACUCUGGUUUUUGCAGUUGGCUGGCAUUCCGAGAAGGCUCUGGAGGGCCAAGUGGUCCCACUGAGUGGAGGCUGGGCCCCCGGGUGUGCCAGCCAAGGUUCGUGGUACUGCCGUGGCCCUCGGCUCUGCUUCCAGCCCUCUGAAGCCUUUGCGCUUCCAGCGGUGGUAUGAGUGUUCGACGUUUUUUUAAAUCACUCAUGUUUAGCUUAAACCGUUUCCCCCCCUCUCGUCAUCAGAGCACAUCCAUUUUGUUAGCAUUCACCAAGCUUUUAUACAGACGCAAAACUCUCCUGGGCCGAAGGAACAUCUCCUCAAAAAGCAGUAGAACAGCAUCCCGAUGCUCGCUGGUUGGGCACGUGCCUCUGGCUGGGACUACAGGCGCUUGGAUCUGGAUUUCAGUUGGGGACAGACCAAUUCAGACUGAAAAGAGGUGCAUAUGAGAGCUGUCUGAGGGCAAUGCAGAGACUGUCUUCAGAUCAUGUCCCCAAAUUCCACGCGUAGAGCUGCAGGGCUCGGAUGAUGUAAGUGAAAAAGCAACACCAGAGCUUAGGGUACAGAAUAACCCAUGAAAACAGGGACUAUUUAUUUGUACAAAGACUCCAGGGAAAGGAGGUUUUUCUUUCCUAGACACUGUGGAUUGUUCCUCACCUCUUUUUCCCACAACUGCCUUCCCCGGGGUCUGUUAGAAGAACGCCAAUGCCUUUCAACUAAGGCUGUGUGAAUGAGAGGCCGUUUGCAGCCAUCUAAUUCAUAGCCAGGGCAGUUUUUCCUCCCACAGCAAGCUGGCUCAUCGAGGAGAUGCCGCAACUAAUCAACACUAAGUAGCCCCUAGACCCCUCUUCCUUCAUCCUGCCUUUUGUCUUGUACAACAGCGGGUGCAGGGAAUGACCAUCGGGGAGAAACUGAUCCCCACUGGGCAGAUAAGAAUGGACGGAUGGGGUGGAGGUUUUUCCUUCCUUUCAUCAUCCUGAUCUUUUCACUCUGUAAUCUGCUUUCUUGUUUUUCUGCUCCUCUCCCCCAAGGGAUGGCUCAUAGCUCACUCCCCUUGGCAGCUAGCUCUUACUUUCUCUUAGAAUGAUAACAGAGCUGCAAUAAAAUAUUUCUUCUUGAAGAAAAAGCAGGGACCUGGGGUUUCUGUUUAUUUCUUCAAGGCGCUGUAGGCCAGGUCCGGACAGGCAACGCCAGCUUCCUGUGAUUCUCACUCAGUUGCGGCUGGAUUGCUGGCUGGACACUGAAGGAAAGCAUCUUAAGUCAGCGAGUGUCUAAUGGGAAUAUGGGGCUGGGAAGUAGAGGAGUCAUUUCCAUCACUAUUCAGGGGCCCUGGACAGAAGACUCUUCGGAGUUAUAGUCCUUAGACUGUAAGCUCGUUGUGAGCAGGAGGGUGUGUUACUAACUCUUUUAUAUUGUACUCUUCCAAGUUCAGUGCUCUGCACAUGGUAAGCUCUCUGUAAAUACAAGGGAGAGGAGAGUGAGCUGAAGAAGCAGGGUAACAGAAUGUGGAGUGAAGAUGCUGGUUGAAUCACUAAUCAGAGACUACCUGGACAGAAAAUAAUUUGCUGGGACAUAAGAGAAUACUAGGCCUAACUUGGAAGAGCAGGAGACUUGAAGCCCAGUUGGAGCCUAAGUGAUAUAUCUAGGUAUAUAAGUGAUAGAAAAGUGAUAUAUCUAGAUAUGUCUUCCUAGGAACAACUCAAGCAGAUUAUAAUAGUCUAUCCUGUCAGGAGAGGGGUAUUCAUCACACCCUUCCCUCCCCAGAAUAGCUGGGGAGGAAGAGGAAAUUGUAGUGACCUGACAAUAUAGUGUGGUUCAAAGUAGGUUCUGGUAUUGGUCCUGAUUGUAGCUCUGUGAUUUACGUGCUGGGAAGCCAAAUAAUUCUUACUGUUUUUGACCCUCCAUUUUCUCAUCUGUAAAUAAGGAGAGGCGACGUUUGCUUUGUGACCACCAAUGUCUGGUGAGUUUUUAAAGUUGGAUGAUAGAGACAAUGACAGUAAAGUAGUUGAGCUUUUUUACAGAGAGUUAUUUAACGUGUACAGUCAAAGCCAUCUUAGGUUCAAGGUCCAAACUGUUCUUGUGAGAGAGGAAAGGCUAAGAACCAACAGAGGGACAAGUUGAUCUGAAAUCUAGCAGGAGUCAAGGUUGGUAUUAAAAGGACGCAGAGUACUCCUCCAGGGUGGAGAUUGAAUACACUCAGUCUACAGGAAGAGAUUCUUACAGGAUGACUCCAGGUGAGUGAGCGGCAGAGGUGAGUGUCUGCUGUUAAUGACAGUGCUUCCAGGUGAAGGGGUGCAGUAGCUCAAAAACCAUCUUUCUGCUCUCCACUCUCCAUCUAUCUCCCCCAUCUCACUGGAAACCUUGUGAAAAGAUGAAAAGAGUCUGGAAGAACUUGGGCACUUAGCAACCGGAGAGUUUUGAGCGAAUUGUGCCCUUGGUCAAAUGUUUAAGAGGGGUCUUGGAGGAUGGUUUUUAUUGACUGAUGGUUUUGUCAUGACUUCCCUGGGAAAGGAAGGCUUGACAUAAAGAUCCUGAACAACAGCUAGUACUGGAGGCAGUACCCUAGGCUAGGCACUUGGGAACAUCGAACAGAAUAGAUGUCAGAGGGGCCAAAAUAAAUCGUUUGAAUGCAGAAGAUUGUUUUUCCCUCUGGGAUUCCAGAACAAAGCUUUCAUCAGCGCAUCUCUGAACAGAAGGGAACAGCAAGCAGAGUCUCAAAUUUGACUGGCUACGAGAUGUUUCCAGGUUUACCAAAAAGCCUGCACUAAAAGUGGUCCAGAUCAGCCUGGAAAAGCUGAAAUGACUGGUGCUAAUGAAUGGGGUUAGAAAGGCUCUUUCGGUGAUUAGUGAAAACAAGUGGAGAGAAAGCUGCAAACAAGUUACAGAUUUGGAAAUAAGUCUGGUUUUUGUUAAUCAUAGGAUUCAGGAGUUUAAAAGUAGAAAAGCACAAAAGGAAGCAAAAUAGGGUAAGAAAU